AUGGUUUUGCACAAGCAAGAGACCGCGCUUCGCAUAUCAACGGCUGCUCGAUUUGAUUUGAUACUCGUGAGCAGGGAGGAGAUGGCCCAGUCUUCCAGAACCAGGUGCUGCGAAUGGGUUGACAACGCAAACGCAGACAUGAAGAGCUGGGCUAAGAUACGAGGGCGAGUUGAGCAUCCCCACUGGGAGCCUCCGCGAUAUUUCCUGCGCCCAAGAGAAAAGGCGAAAGAGAUAGGCCCAGACGUACAGUACGCAGACCGGAACGACAUGCAGAGAAUUUUCUCCGCGGUGGUGAAGAAUAGCCUGUUUUCUUGGGGAGAGUACGAGGAGCGGGGUGUCGGGGGUGCCACAACUUGCAGACGCGAAAACCCCAAUAAAUGGAUGGGCGACCGACCUUUCCAUCCAGGGUUCAGGUACAGAGAUAACGGUUGGGAGAGCAUGGCAGGGGUCAAGUUUCCUCCGGAGCUACUGAACGAGGGUGAAUACAAAUCGGCACUAGGGUUCUCUCGAGACCGCCAUCUAAGCAAGGAGCUACCGCAGCACGGGCGGUUUCGGCUGGUGGUUAAGAACGGAGAGUAUUCCUGUCCUGACGGGGAUGUCCGGAGAAGUCUUCGUUUUGAGGAGGAACCUCCGGAGCCCUAUCCUGACGGGAAGAUGUACUUCGCGAGCCAGAGGUCCAUGCCUGUUGUUCCGGCGACCGGGAAGCACCUUUGGGAAGCAGCUACGAGCAACCAACCCCGAGAUCGCGACUCUGUGCUACGCAAGUCGCGUUCUCUCGGGGCCCUCGACGGCCGGUCGGUCGCAGGACGAACACCGGCGGUGGGGAACUCCAAGGCUGGGGCCGGCAGCGGAGGGGAUAGGUCACAAGCGAAGGGUGGGAGCGGGUCUGCUGUUGACGGGCCGCUUGCGGGGUCCAAGUCGUCAACGGCCGUGCGUUUUCAUGGUCAGGCAGGAGGGUCGGACGCUUGGGCCGAGCAGGGGGGGGGGGCAGGAGAUGUUCGAGGGGAAGCGGCUGCUACGAUUGCUACUCCUCCUGUGAUCCAGGCAGGAACGGCCUGUGAUGCGAAAGUGGUCGGGAAUAUGCGCCGAGGUUCCGAAAUGGCCACCUGGGCGGUAACCGGCACGAGUGAGAAGUCGGCUAGAGACUACCUGUGGUGA
Ectocarpus siliculosus is the source of this 1158-nucleotide messenger RNA. Lineage: Eukaryota; Phaeophyceae; Ectocarpales; Ectocarpaceae. The record is from the annotation of a GenBank genome assembly.